This is a messenger RNA of Toxotes jaculatrix (banded archerfish), 1885 nucleotides long. RefSeq names its product CDP-diacylglycerol synthase (phosphatidate cytidylyltransferase) 1 (gene cds1). Gene Ontology annotation, cellular component: endoplasmic reticulum membrane. The record is from RefSeq and is a predicted model, not a curated record. Gene Ontology annotation, molecular function: phosphatidate cytidylyltransferase activity. The coding region runs from base 246 to 1619 and encodes 457 amino acids. The transcript has 13 exons. Lineage: Eukaryota; Metazoa; Chordata; Actinopteri; Toxotidae.
AACACACGCAGUGGAGUCGUUAGUACCGUGCGGAGCUCUGUAAGCAGCGCUGUGACAGCAUCGGCCGAUUCUUCGAGGACGCUGACCGUCUUCACUGUCCGAGCUUUAGGUUAAAAACAGUAAAAACAAAACCCCCAGGAGCUGAUCUGAAAACCCCAGGAUUUUAUCCCUCCUCUCCCUCCCUCCUUCCCCCGGAGUCGGCUUAUGUGACACAUUAACGUCCCGGCGGCGAAAACGAGCGAAACAUGACGGAGCUGAGGAAGCGAGGCGGAGGCGGAGGAGACCCUGACAGCACCGACAAUAUCAGCGACAAGGAGGCCGACGGUGAUGACAGGCUGGGCCUGCAAGGCGACGCAGAGGGAGAGUGCGAUGGUGACUCCAAAGCAGACACUCCAGAUGUUCCUCUCUCCACAGCAGACACAGACAACACUCCACAAUGCCUGAACAAAGCUCUGGAGGGCCUGCCGCCCAGAUGGAAGAACUACUGGAUCCGAGGGGUUCUGUCUUUAGCCAUGAUUUCAGGCUUUUUCCUCAUCAUCUACAUGGGACCUGUCACUCUUAUAUUAGUGGUCAUGACCGUCCAGAUCAAGUGUUUCCAAGAAAUCAUCACCAUCGGCUACAGAGUUUACCAUUCCUAUGACCUGCCGUGGUUCAGGACUCUGAGCUGGUACUUCCUGAUUUGCGUGAACUACUUCUUCUAUGGUGAAACCGUAGCGGACUACUUCGGGGCUCUGGUGCAGAGGGAGGAACCUCUGCAGUUCCUGGCUCGUUAUCACCGCUUCAUCUCCUUUGCUUUGUACCUCGCAGGUUUCUGCAUGUUUGUGCUGAGUUUAGUGAAGAAACAUUACCGCCUGCAGUUUUACAUGUUUGCUUGGACCCAUGUGACCCUGUUGAUUGUGGUAACUCAGUCCCACCUUGUCAUUCAGAACCUGUUUGAAGGAAUGAUCUGGUUCAUCGUCCCGAUCUCCAUCGUGAUCUGCAAUGACAUCAUGGCCUAUCUGUUCGGGUUCUUCUUCGGGAGGACUCCACUGAUCAAGCUCUCACCCAAGAAGACCUGGGAGGGCUUCAUCGGAGGUUUCUUCUCCACUGUGGUUUUUGGCUUCAUCCUGGCCUACCUCCUGUCUCAGUUCCAGUACUUUGUGUGUCCUGUGGGCUUCAACAGCGAGACCAAUGGGUUUACAGUCGAAUGUGAACCUACUGAUAUCUUUGUGAUGCAGGAGUACACUCUCCCCGCUGUGCUGCAGAACACACUGAGAUGGAAAACAGUGAACCUGUACCCCUUCCAGAUCCACAGCAUCUUCCUCUCGUCCUUCGCGUCGCUCAUCGGGCCGUUUGGCGGCUUCUUUGCCAGCGGCUUCAAGCGAGCCUUCAAAAUCAAAGACUUUGCCAGCACCAUCCCCGGCCACGGCGGCAUCAUGGAUCGCUUCGACUGUCAGUACCUGAUGGCCACCUUCACACACGUCUACAUCGCCAGCUUCAUCAGGGGACCGAACCCCAGCAAAGUGCUGCAGCAGCUGCUGAUGCUUCAGCCUGAACAGCAGCUCAGCAUCUUCCACACACUGCACUCCCACCUGAGAGAGAGGGGCAUGCUGCCCCCCGCUGCCGCCCAGGCCAAAUGAAAGGCCGCCGGCUUCACAGGGUGAUGACCGGAGAGUGUGUGUGUGUGAUGAUCUGGAAAGUUUGUGUAAGCAUGCACACACGCACAGACGCACACACUCUUAAGUAUGCCUGUAUGGUUUGUGAUGCCAGGCUUCUGUCAGAGCAUCUGUCGUCAUCCUGCCGCCUCUUCAUUCAACUUCCAACCAGCUCAACAUCACGACUUAGAACCUGAGGCGACUCUGCAGACUACGUGGAAUAACCUCGUAGUGAAGAAAAAACAAACAAA